AUGGAGCGACACCAGCAGCACCUGCAUCACUGCUCCAAGGCCAGGGCCCCCUACCCGUCCUCCGCCUCUCUCCGCGGCUGCCGGGACAGCAAAAUGCAGCGCAGGAAAGGUCUCCAGCAUCCUCUUGCUCCUGGCGGAUCGGAGGAGCCUGGGGAGAAGCGCCCGAAGUUUCAUUUAAAUAUUAAGACACUGACAGAUGAUAUGUUGGACAAAUUUGCCAGCAUACGAAUUCCAGGGAGCAAGAAAGAGAGACCACCACUUUCCAACCUUAAGACUGCAUUUGCAAGUAAUGAUUACUCAUCAGCAUGUUCAGAGAUGAUGGAAAGCAAUGCAAAGCUACUGACAGAGAACGAAGUCUUAGAGCUUUUUGAAAAGAUGAUGGAAGAUAUGAAUUUAAAUGAAGAUAAAAAGGCACCAUUGCGGGAAAAGGACUUCAGUAUCAAAAAAGAAAUGGUGAUGCAGUACAUUAAUACUGCUUCUAAGACAGGAAGUCUUAAGAGUAGCCACCAAAUCUCACCUCAGGAGUUCAUCUAUGAACUGAAAAUGGGAUCUGCAGAUGAAAGACUUGUCACAUGCCUGGAGUCCCUCCGUGUGUCUUUGACCAGUAACCCUGUCAGUUGGGUGAAAAGCUUUGGCCAUGAGGGACUUGGAUUACUAUUGGAUAUUUUGGAAAGACUGAUAAAUGGCAAACUCCGAGAAAAAAUUGUAAAGAAGAGUCAACACAAAGUCAUACAGUGUCUAAAGGCUUUGAUGAAUACACAGUAUGGCUUGGAAAGAAUUAUGAGUGAAGAGAGGAGUCUUACCUUAUUGGCCAAAACUAUUGAUCCUGAGCAUCCUGUUAUGAUGACAGAUGUGGUUAAACUGCUCUCUGCAAUAUGCAUUGUAGGAGAGGAAAGCAUCCUAGAAGAAGUUUUAGAAGCUCUAACAUCAUCUGGAGAAGAAAGAAAAAUUGACAGAUUUUCUCCUAUUGUGGAAGGUCUUCGGCACACUUCAAUUCAAUUACAAGUAGCUUGUAUGCAGCUCAUCAAUGCCCUUGUUACAUCUCCUGAUGAUUUAGACUUGAGGCUUCACAUCAGAAAUGAAUUUAUGCGUUGUGGAUUGAAAGAGAUAUUUCCAAUUUUAAAAUGUAUUAAGAAUGAUGGCCUGGAUAUUCAGCUUAAAGUCUUUGAGGAACAUAAAGAAGAAGAUUUGAUUGAGUUCUCCCAUCGUCUUGAAGAUAUCAGAGCUGAACUUGAUGAAGCAUAUGAUGUUUACAACAUGGUGUGGAAUUCGGUUAAGGAAACUGGAGCAGAGGGAUAUUUUAUUUCUAUUCUUCAGCAUCUUUUGCUGAUUCGAAAUGAUUAUUUUAUAAGACAACAAUACUUCAAAUUAAUUGAUGAGUGUGUAUCCCAGAUUGUACUGCAUAGAGAUGGAAUGGAUCCAGACUUCACGUAUCGAAAAAGACUAGAUUUAGAUUUAAGUCAGUUUGUAGAUAUUUGCAUAGAUCAAGCAAAACUAGAAGAAUUUGAAGAGAAAGCAUCAGAACUUUAUAAGAAGUUUGAAAAAGAGUUUACUGACCACCAAGAUACUCAGGCUCAAUUGCAGAAAAAAGAGGCAAAGAUUAAUGAGCUUCAAGCAGAAUUACAAGCUUUUAAAUCUCAGUUUGGUGCCUUGCCAGCUGAUACAAGUACCUCUUUGAUCCCAUCAAAAGAAGAUGGGACCGGCCACCCAGCACUCGUUCCUCCUCAAAUGUCUUCUUGUGGAGGGCUGCCACCUCCACCACCUCCUCCCCCUCCUCCUCCACUUCCAGGGAUAUCAAUACCAUUUGGUGGCCCCAUUCCUCCACCACCACCCCUUGGGUUUCUCAGUGGACAGCAUUCUCCUCCUCCACCAAUCCUGCCUUUUGGAUUGAAACCAAAGAAAGAAUUUAAACCUGAAACAAGCAUGAGAAGAUUGAAUUGGUUAAAGAUCAGACCUCAGGAAAUGACUGAAAAUUGUUUCUGGAUAAAAGUAAAUGAAAAUAAGUAUGAAAAUGUGGAUUUGUUUUGUAAACUUGAGAACACAUUUUGUUGCCAACAAAAAGAGAGAAGAAAAGAGGAAGGUUUUGAAGAAAGAAAAGCUAUUAAGAAGAAAAUUAAAGAACUUAAAUUUCUAGAUUCUAAAGUUGCUCAGAACCUUUCAAUCUUCCUGAGCUCUUUUCGUGUGCCAUAUGAGGAAAUCAAAAUGAUGAUAUUGGAAGUCAAUGAAACACAGUUGGCGGAGUCUAUGAUUCAGAACUUAAUAAAGCAUCUUCCUGAUCAAGAGCAAUUGGAAUCAUUAUCUCAUUUCAAGAGUGACUAUAACAACUUGAGUGAACCUGAGCAAUUUGCAGUUGUGAUGAGCAAUGUGAAGAGACUACGGCCACGGCUCAGUGCUAUUCUCUUUAAGCUUCAGUUUGAAGAGCAGGUGAACAACAUCAAACCUGACAUCAUGGCUGUCAGUACUGCCUGCGAAGAGAUAAAGAAGAGCAAAAGCUUUAGCAAGUUGCUGGAACUUGUAUUGCUAAUGGGAAACUACCUGAAUGCUGGCUCCCGGAAUGCUCAAACCUUCGGAUUUAACCUUAGCUCUCUCUGUAAACUAAAGGACAUGAAAUCAGCAGAUCAGAAAACAACACUACUUCAUUUUCUGGCAGAAAUAUGUGAGGAAAAGUACCCAGAUAUCCUGAAUUUUAUUGACGAUUUGGAACAUUUAGACAAAGCUGGUAAAGUCCCUGUAGAAAUGCUGGAAAAGAAUUUGAAGCAGAUGGGAAGGCAGCUUCAACAGCUUGAGAAGGAUUUGGAAACCUUUCCCCCUCCUGAGGACUCACAUGACAAGUUUGUGACAAAGAUGUCCAUAUCCUUUUGGAUUGCUUCAGAAUUUAAGCUUAAGCAAUUAAAGGAGACUAUAGGUAGAAUGCUUAUUAGCAAGAGUGAUUUCUAUUUUAACUGUUUAGCCAUUUUCCCAAAAAAGCAAGUCCUGGAAAGUAAUUUUGACUUUUUACUACCCAAUGAAAUACUAAUAGAGUGUGACAAUUAUCUGCAAGCAAUAAAAGAGAAUGUCAAAAGAAAAGAAGCUGAGGAAAAAGAAAAACGUGCCAAAAUAGCCAAAGAGUUAGCAGAGAAGGAAAGACAUGAGCGCCAGCAAAAGAAAAAGCGCUUACUAGAAAUGAAGACUGAGGGUGAUGAGACAGGAGUGAUGGAUAGUCUGCUGGAGGCACUGCAGUCGGGGGCUGCUUUCCGCGACCGAAGAAAAAGGACACCAAAGCCGAAAGACAUUCAGCAGAGUCUCAGUCCCACUUCUCAGAGGCCUGUUCUGAAAGUUUGUAACCAUGAAAAUCAGAAAAUGCAGCUGACAGAAGGGUCACGUUCACACUCCAAUAUCAAUUGCAACUCAACAAGAACUCCAGUCACCAAGGAGCUUAAUUAUAAUCUAGACACUUGUCCAUCUACAGGGAGGAUGAAGGCAGCUGAGAAGAAGGAAGCCUGUAAUGUAGAAAGCAACAUAAAAAAGGAAAUGGAACUUCUUGGCACUGUUUCUAAAAACGAAUCAGUUCCCGAAGUUGAAGACCUGCUGGCAAGAUUACGAGCUUUAUAA
This is a messenger RNA of Orycteropus afer afer, 3591 nucleotides long. The record is from RefSeq and is a predicted model, not a curated record. NCBI's taxonomy places the organism in Eukaryota, Metazoa, Chordata, Mammalia, Tubulidentata, Orycteropodidae.